Molecule: messenger RNA, 1475 nt
Organism: Durio zibethinus
Lineage: Eukaryota; Viridiplantae; Streptophyta; Magnoliopsida; Malvales; Malvaceae
Source: RefSeq, a predicted model, not a curated record
GAUGAAAAAGAAAAUGAUGAUGUGGCACGCUGAAAGGUGGUUAAAGUUGAUCUAAACGAGUAAAAUUUAAAACAAUAUGCGGAUGAAUAUUAAUUUUCAAAUAAGAAAUUCAAUAGGAAGCAAAAUCCAACUUAUCCAGCAUAAGGUCGCACUUGGCUGAGAUAUCCUAACCUAGCAACCAAACGCUCCUCCAGGAGAAUGACCAAAGCCUCCAAAGAGCGCAGAAUAUAAGGAGAAAGCAAAGCAAGCAAAAACAAAACAAAACGUAAUUAAUUAAUUGGUGGUUUUAGGGGCAGAAUGGGAAACGAAGCAAAAACCUCUAACACCAACGCCACCAGCAGCAGCAACGUAGGAGGAGGGAGAGGAUUGAGGGCGAGAAUGGAUCACUACAUAUACAGCGGUGAAAAGAAGCACGUGAUGGCUGGCAUAGCGAUUAUCGCCGUCGUUUUCGGUGCCCCUUGGUUUUUAAUGAACCGAGGAGCGAAGCAUCAGUCACACCAAGAUUAUUUGGAAAAAGCUGACAAAGCACGGAGUCAACGACUUUCUUCUGCUAAAUAAUAGUUGAGUUCUUUGAUCAAGUUAAAGGGUUUCCUUGAGCAACUUUUUGAUAGUCAGCAUAGAAGCUCUUGCUGCAUGGUACUCUGUUUUUUAUGUCCUUCAUUCCCUAAAACUAUAAUACCUGGAAUGCUGAAAAAGGAAAGUGGCCAAGCAAUAAUAUACUUACUAGAUGCAGUCUUUGAUUUGUGAAAGUAGUCAUAAAAUGCUCACCUUCAAGGUCAACAUUUGUUUCAUAUUUGUGAUUAUAAUUUUGAUUUUAAAUCAAAAAUUUGCCCCUGGUGUUUCUUUCACCAAAUUAUCUUCUCUGUUAAUAAAUUAUAAAGCAAACUUAAGAUUGAUUUAGCAUUAUAUUAUUAAGUAUCCCCCGUCCCCUUCUUUUCCUUGAACUUUUUUGUGGUUAUUUAUAGUGAAUGCUAGCUAUGGACUUGCCUUGCCUUCUAUCAAUCCCUAUUCUUUUAACCCUUUUAUUUGAACUUCUCAAUUCUUGGGUCCGAUGCUAAUUAUUCUAUUUGAUUCUAUUAGUUCUAUGUGAUAAUAUUCAACAUUGUUUUCCCAUAGUUUUGAGGGAUUUGCAGAGAAUAUUGAUUUUAACUCAUUAGAUGGUUUUUGCUUUCAAGGCCGUUUGCGCUGAUUAUCAGGUUCAUAAGCCAGUUGCUAGCAAUGCCAUAUCCAAGUACAUAAAUGAUAACAGCAGUGAUAGAAAAUUAAUGCUUUUUUUUUUUAUUUAGCAGCAGUGGGAUUUUAGGCUUUGUUUAAUGCAUCUCCUCUCUAUCAUUUCACAGUCUCUUAGCAGAUUUGAAUUCAAAUAAUAAAAAUGAAUUAAGACAGCAAAGAGAGAAGCACACCUUUUUGUCAUUUGCACCAAUUAUACCAACCAUCCGUUGGAGUAAACUAAUGGUUUCCCCCUUUUCCACAAU